AUGUUGACCAUUGAAUGGCAAAAACGAGGUUUGCCACAUGCCCAUUUACUGAUUUGGCUUGCAAGUAAAAUUCAGCCUGAUGAGAUUGAUUCUAUUAUAAGAGCUGAGAUACCUAAUAAGGACGAGGAUCCAUUGUUAUACGAAAUUGUUUGCAAGCACAUGAUACAUGGACCCUGUGGUGACCUUAAUCCCAAAUCUCCAUGCAUGGCUGAUGGUAAAUGUACGAAACGGUACCCACGGUCGUUGAUACACAACACACAAACAGGUGAUGAUGGCUACCCACAAUACCGUCGACGUUCCUUGGAGAAAGGUGGUGAAGUUGCUGUCAUUGGUACAAAGGAAAUAAAUAAUAGUUGGGUUGUGCCAUAUUCUCCUAUUUUAAGUAGAUGUUUUUCAGCGCAUAUCAAUGUAGAAUAUUGCCACUCUGUAAAGGCUAUAAAAUAUUUAACAAAAUACAUAAACAAGGGAAGUGACCAAGCUACUUUUGCAAUAGAAGAUCCAAAGAAUGAGGUAGAAAAAUACUUAAAUGGUCGCUACUUGAGCACUUCAGAAGCGUUCUGGCGAAUAUUUAAAUUUCCUAUUCAUGACCACUAUCCUGCUGUGUAUCAUUUAGCUGUGCACUUAGAAAACGGCCAACGAGUUACCUUCAACGAUGCUAACUUUCAACAAAUAUCACAGAACCCACCUGCAACGACGCUAACAGAAUUUUUUAAACUUUGUAGGAAUGAUAAUUUUGCAAAAACUCUUUUAUAUUGCGAUGUACCCUCUUACUAUACCUGGAAAAACAAACAAUUUUACCGUCGUAAGCAAGGAAAAGUGGUUCCAGAAUAUCCAGGAAUAAAACGAGACGAUACUCUUGGCCGAGUAUACACAAUUCACCCCAAUUCCGGUGAAUGCUUUUUUUUGCGGAUUCUGCUUCACAAUGUUCGUGGUCCAGUAUCUUUUGAAAUGAUCAGAACUGUUAACGGCGAAAUCCAACCAACAUACCAAGCUGCGUGCAAAAAGUUGGGACUUCUCGAAGAUGAUGAACACUGGAAAUACGCUUUGGUUGAUGCCUCCGCAACACAGUCACCACGACAGAUUAGAGAUUUGUUUGCGAUCUUGCUUAUGUUCUGUCAGCCAACUGAACCAAAAAGUUUGUGGGAAGAAUUUAAAGAAAGUAUGUGUGAAGAUAUUUUAUAUCAAGCACGUUCUGAGCAAAGAAAUAACGAGCUCCUAUUUUCUGAUGACAUUUUCAAUCAAGGUUUAAUUUUGAUCGAAGAUAAACUUUUAAUGUUAAGUGAUAAGCGAAUUGAUGAGUAUGGACUUCCAAAACCAACAAGGAUUAACCAAAUGGACUUACAGCAUCAAUAUACAAGAGAAAUCCAAUACGACAAACAAAAUCUACAUCAACGCGCCUGGAGGUACUGGUAA
Messenger RNA from Eupeodes corollae, 1413 nucleotides. RefSeq lists its product as uncharacterized. The record is from RefSeq and is a predicted model, not a curated record. The coding region runs from base 1 to 1413 and encodes 470 amino acids. The transcript has 2 exons. Lineage: Eukaryota; Metazoa; Arthropoda; Insecta; Diptera; Syrphidae.